AUGAUGCUCAGCCUGGAAGACAAAACACUGCUCUACGACUUCGCAGACGAAGAGACCGAACACCCGAGCCCGCGAAAAAAGAAAACAAAUCGCGCACCAUUUACAAAAGUCGGAAAUUCCGCCGAUCAAAGCAUAGAUACAGUCUGCCUAUGCUUUGCAAAGAUUGGAAAGACACACAAGACUGGUCCUUUCGUCCAGCCACAUAUCUACCGGGCCCUGGAGGUCAUAUUCGAGAUGCCCUGGGGAAGCGCGGUUGAUAUCUGGAACGUGGGGGCUCUGACCUGGGAUCUCUUCGAAAGAGUAUAUCUAUUCGAAGAUAUCUUCGAUGCUAAUGGCCGCCACGAUCCGUUCAAACACCUAGCAUUUAUGGUUGCGCUGAUUGGGCCACCGCCGCCGGAUUUACUCCGGCGCAGUGGAUUAACAAAUCAGUGUUUUGAUCCUAAUGGUUCUUGGAUUACGCAUGGAGAGGCGGCUGUGCCGCCGGUUUCCUUGGAAAGUCUGAAGACGCGAUUUUCUGGCACUGAGAAGGCAGCAUUCAUUCAUUUUCUUAGGUCGAUGCUUAAGUAG
Messenger RNA from Penicillium manginii, 567 nucleotides. RefSeq lists its product as uncharacterized. Bases 1 to 567 code for a protein of 188 amino acids. The record is from RefSeq and is a predicted model, not a curated record. The transcript is spliced from 4 exons. NCBI's taxonomy places the organism in Eukaryota, Fungi, Ascomycota, Eurotiomycetes, Eurotiales, Aspergillaceae.